UCCUCCCACACAGCAGAAAAAAAAAGGUCACGUAUGUUUGGAGAAAUAUGUAGGUCAGUGGAACAUUUCCUGCACUUGUGCCUGACAGGCAGCGAGCUUUCCUUUCUCCUCACCACCUACACUGGAUUUCUAGUCCUUCCUCCCAUUCUAGUAAAGAGUGCAUGUCUUCAUUCCUUCACACAUUUCCACACACAGCCCACACCCCCAUGUCCGGACACCUCUACUUCUGGGGGCCACAGAUAACCUAUGACUGCUAAAGGUGCUCUCCCUUCAUCUUCAUGGUGACACGUCUCAGCCGAGGAGAACAUGGAAAGGGACUUAUCAUGUCUGUGACCGGAGCAGGAACUUGGCGCCCAGCUCAUCAUGCAGCCCAUGUGUGAGGGAGCCCCUCGGACUGCCGCUGAGCAUGGCAUGCGGCGCCCCGUCACACCAUGAAAUAUAGCGGCUAUAGAGCCAAGGCCACUGCGAAGGGUUCAGACAGAGCUCGGGGGGAGGAGGAGGCCCUCACACAGCUCGCUUCAGCGGACAGCAGCACUGUACUGAAGAGCCGCCGGAGGAGCGCCCCGCCGCCCGAGCGCCACAGCGCUGCCAGGAAUAGCUGCAUAGAGAAGCUAAUGGAUGAAGAUGAGAAGGAUAGGGCAAAGAGGGCUUCACGUAACAGAUCAGAAAAAAAGAGACGGGACCAGUUCAAUGUUCUUAUCAAAGAACUUAGCACCAUGCUGCCUGGAAACACCCACAAGAUGGACAAAACCACCGUGCUGGAAAAAGUUAUUGACUUCCUACAAAAGCACAAUGAAGUUGCAGCACAGACAGAGACUGGUGAUAUUCAUCUAAACUGGAAGCCAUCAUUUCUCAGUAAUGAAGAGUUCACUCAGCUGAUGUUGGAAGCUCUUGAUGGCUUCAUUAUUGCACUUACCACAGAUGGAAGCAUCAUCUAUGUUUCUGAUAGUAUCACACCACUGCUUGGGCAUUUGCCAUCUGACAUCAUGGAUCAAAACUUGUUGAAUUUUCUACCAGAACAAGAACAUUCAGACAUCUAUAAAAUCCUGUCUUCACAUAUGCUUGUGACAGAUUCUGCAUUUCUAAAUUAUUUGAAUUCUGACAGUGAUUUGGAAUUCUGCUGCCAUCUUCUUAGAGGCACUUUAAACCCCAAAGAAUACCAAACCUAUGAAUAUAUAAAAUUUGUUGGACAUUUUCGGUCAUGCAGCAAUGUGCCAAUGCCUUCAAGUAAUGGCUAUGAAGGAGCUGUUUCAAGAACAUACAGAUCACAGCUCAACAAGCAGGUUUGCUUCAUUGCUACUGUCCGACUUGCAACACCUCAGUUUUUAAAGGAAAUGUGUAUAGUUGAUGAGUCUUUCGAAGAAUUCACAUCAAGGCACAGUCUUGAAUGGAAGUUCCUAUCACUAGACCACAGAGCCCCGCCAAUCAUUGGAUAUUUACCUUUUGAAGUUCUUGGUACAUCUGGGUAUGACUACUAUCAUGUAGAUGACCUGGAGAUAAUAGCAAAGUGCCAUGAACACUUAAUGCAGUUUGGUAAGGGAAAGUCUUGCUGCUAUCGGUUUCUAACCAAAGGUCAACAAUGGAUCUGGCUUCAGACUCAUUACUAUAUCACAUAUCAUCAGUGGAACUCCAAACCAGAGUUUAUCGUAUGCACACACACUGUUGUAAGUUAUGCAGAUGUGCGUGUGGAAAGAAGACAGAAAGUGAGCUUGGAUGACACCUCAUCAGAAGUCAUUGUCACAUCUGCACUAAAGGACAAGGACUUGAGUGUUGACAGUGACCCGCAUUACAGUGUGCUAGAAGUUAGUGCCUCCCUUCUCAGCCCCAGCCGCACUCCAUCAGUUUCUUCAAGAAGUUCCCACAAAUCUUCUCAGACUGCAGCCUCAGAACCUGCACCUACUGCCACAGAGCUAACCACAGACUCCAGUCCGCAGUCACUGCAGAGAGUCUCCAGUAGGCCACCAGACCUGUCAUUGCAGUUAAUGAGUCAACCAAACCUGGCACAGGCUUCAGUACCAUCACAGCAGGGCGAUCUCCCACAACAACAGUUUGUACCACAAAAUCAGCUACUCAGUGAAUCACCAUCUAUAACACAGUUUUCUGCACAGAUGUUCCAAACCGUCAGGGAUCAACUGGAACAACGGAGACAGGAUAUCCAAGCUAACAUAAGAUGGCAACAGAAGGAACUACAAAAGAUCUUGGAGACCCUAAGUAUGGUCCAGGAUCCCAAUCCACAAAUGCUUUACCAGCCACAACUUGUUUCAAUGAGCUUUAGUAAUAUUGAACAACCAGAGCCUCAACAACAGCAAACAAACAAACAGUCUGGCAUGCAACAGCAGAUGAUGUCUAGUUCUUCAACUCAUGGACAAAUAUCAUCAUCUUCCCAGACUGCAAGCCAGCAUCUAGUAUCAUCACAAUCGAUGCUACCAGAUACAAAUAUUCUACCCAACAAGGGACAGAAAUCAAUGAGCAGCAUGCAAGCCAUACCAAACAGAAGCCACUCAACCAGCAGAAAUGCAUCUCAGCUCAGCAGUCCUACAGGUUUGUUGCAGAAUAUCAACACAGCUUCCUCUAGUGGUUCACAGCAGGACAACACCCAAUGCGAGAGUGCCCCAGACUUUACUCAUGACAGGCAAUUAAGGUUCCAGGGCUCCCAGCUUUGCUUCAGUCACGACUUACCACUAUUGCUUAGUCAACCUAUCCAGCCAAUGAUGCCAAGCCCCUGUAGCACAAGGCGGUACUCAGAGAGUGGACAUCAGAUAAAAUAUUCACAAAACACACAAAUAUUUAGGGGUCUAGAAGUGCAGAGUUCUGCCAACAAUACUCCAAUUAUGCUAAUGGGUCAAGCCAUUUUACAUCCAGGAUUUACAUCAGUACAUUCCUCCCAACAGCAGGACCUUCAGGCUAUGCAAGCUCAGCAGCGACAGCAGCAAUUUUCCCAGGUGGCGACAACAAGCACUUUACAGAAGGAACAGCCAGAUUCUUUGAUUCUGCCAACUUAUUCCCAGCAUCAAGGGUCUGUAGGGUUACAACAGCAGGUAUCACCAAGAAGAACUAAUAGUCUAUCAGAGACAUCAGGUGUCCAGUGAUGAAAAUGAAAGUCAGACAUGUUUUAUUUCACCAGCUGGUCUGAUAUUUACUGGUGUCUGCCCUGCGGAACAUUUCUGGGAUGUUAUGAUCGGUGGUAGGAGGCAUCACAUAUUUCCUAACAGAGGAUGUCAGCUGCAACCGGGACCUAGUUCAUUUACUACUGGUGGGAAUUGACGCUUCAGGUUUUAUAAAACAAGUCUGUCUGCACAUAACUCAUUGAGAAAACUCAGACCAGCCCAAAUUCUUGUUUGUGCCACUUUUCUUUCUGAUAAAACACUGUGUUCAGUCAGUGCGACUCAAGAAGACAAUCUAGAACUUUUUCAAAAGAGUUUGGACUCAUGGUCAAAGAUUUUGUGCCCAAUGUGGGGACCAUAUCUGUGUCAGGGCUGGUCUGCCCUCUGCUGCUCCAUGAUUAUUGCUAUUUUUGUCCAUUGGGUUUAAAUUGCCUCUUCAUGAUUUUCUCUCUCAUGUCUGCAACAGCUGAAGGUGCAUAAUGCUUUGGGAGAUAGUUGGUGCAACAGAUAAGUAUGAACGCAGCAUUUUAUUCACAUGAGAAGGUUCCAUACACUUGCAUUCAGUGUUCUAUUUGUCUUAAUAUAAAUGGGGCUGUUAAUGUUUGCAGGAGUCACUGCACAUUAUGUGAGUUCUGUAGUUUGUAAGUGUUUUGAGUCAAGAUCGGGGGAAAAAAUGAAUCCUACAAGCAGAGCUGUUUCUCAUGUAACAUAAAAUAUGGGAGCAGUUAACAUAACUUAAUAGAUUUGAAGAGUGUCUACAUGUAGUCAGAACAAUUCUUAGUCACCGUUAAAUUCACCUUUUAAACAAGGGAU
This is a messenger RNA of Rana temporaria (common frog), 3917 nucleotides long. It is a transcript of the gene NPAS2, whose product is annotated as neuronal PAS domain protein 2. Gene Ontology annotation, cellular component: CLOCK-BMAL transcription complex; nucleus; cytoplasm. Gene Ontology annotation, molecular function: DNA-binding transcription factor activity, RNA polymerase II-specific; RNA polymerase II cis-regulatory region sequence-specific DNA binding; protein dimerization activity. Gene Ontology annotation, biological process: regulation of transcription by RNA polymerase II; circadian regulation of gene expression. The transcript has 22 exons. The record is from RefSeq and is a predicted model, not a curated record. NCBI's taxonomy places the organism in Eukaryota, Metazoa, Chordata, Amphibia, Anura, Ranidae. The coding region runs from base 432 to 3089 and encodes 885 amino acids.